Brienomyrus brachyistius is the source of this 2896-nucleotide messenger RNA. Its product is annotated as iroquois-class homeodomain protein irx-3-like. The coding region runs from base 286 to 1536 and encodes 416 amino acids. Gene Ontology annotation, molecular function: RNA polymerase II cis-regulatory region sequence-specific DNA binding; DNA-binding transcription factor activity, RNA polymerase II-specific. NCBI's taxonomy places the organism in Eukaryota, Metazoa, Chordata, Actinopteri, Osteoglossiformes, Mormyridae. The transcript has 2 exons. Gene Ontology annotation, biological process: cell development; neuron differentiation; regulation of transcription by RNA polymerase II. The record is from RefSeq and is a predicted model, not a curated record. Gene Ontology annotation, cellular component: nucleus.
UGAGACUUGGGAGAUAGGAGGGGCUUCUGAACGACUAGAAAUGUCAAUCAGACCUAAGAGUCCCCAAUAAUCUAAAGCAAUCUGUAAGGACCUGACCUUAGUCCAUUCAGAUCAAUAGUAAAGUGAGGGAGGCAAGCACAAUCGGAUCGUUAACACUGGCUUUUUUAUGAAGAAACAUAGACUCCCCUCACAGUUUGUUGUACUCACCGUAAAGUGGAUAUCGUAGUACUUACAGAGAGUGCGAUUCCUGACUUUUUGUGAUUACAGAGGCAUUCUUCUACCGACAUGUCUUUCCCACAGCUGGGAUACCAGUACAUCCGACCGAUAUACCCGUCGGAUCGCCAGGGUAUCGGCGGUGCACGAGCCGGGACGGAACUAAGCCCGUCCGGAGCGCUGUCUAAUGUCCUUUCCACGAUGUACGGAUCACCUUUCGCAGCUGCACAAGGAUAUGGCGCAUUUCUUCCUUAUUCUAAUGAUAUAUCAAUUUUUAAUCAGUUGGGAGCUCAGUAUGAGUUGAAAGACAGUCCAGGUGUACAACACCCCGGCUUUCCUCACACUCAUCCCGCUUUCUAUCCCUACGGUCAGUACCAGUUUGGUGACCCGUCCAGACCCAAGAAUGCCACGAGGGAGAGCACCAGCACGCUGAAGGCCUGGUUAAGCGAGCACCGCAAAAACCCGUACCCCACCAAGGGGGAGAAAAUCAUGCUGGCCAUCAUCACUAAAAUGACCCUCACCCAAGUGUCCACCUGGUUCGCCAACGCCAGAAGAAGGCUAAAGAAGGAGAACAAGAUGACCUGGGCGCCCAGAAGUCGGACUGAUGAAGAAGGGAAUGUUUAUGGCAGCGAUCAUGAGGGGGAUGAUGGAGACAAACGAGAAGACGACGAAGAAAUCGACUUAGAAAAUAUCGACACGGAAAAUAUCGAAAACAAGGACGACCUAGACGACCAAGAUGAUCUGCAUGCUGAUAUAAAGCUCGACGGAAGAAGCGAUUCUGAAAUUUCGGAUGGUUUUGAGGACUUGCAUGGAGCAGACCACAGAUUUCUUAAAACCGUGGUGAAAGAGGGAAAAGACGUGAACGGGGACCGAGAUGAGCAUUUCCAUCACCAUUCAUUAGAAAUCAAAUCGACGCAACCCAACAACGCUGAGCAAGUGAAAAUAAACCAAGGUGCCAUCGGUUCCCCACCCUCAGAAAAUAACGCUGCCCCAGCCCAGAAACCUAAAAUCUGGUCUUUGGCUGAGACGGCGACCACCCCGGACAAUCCCAGAAAAUCUCCACUUGUGAAUGGAAACUGUGCUGCGACCGCGACACAAGCGAUAAUCGCCCCUCACAGACUUAUUUCUUGUCCGGUCGGGAAACUUCAGAACUGGACAAGCAGGGCUUUUUCAGCGCACCAGCUGGCGUUGAUAAACUCAAACCAUUACCUCGGACUGGCGAACCAGGCAUCGGCGAACGGUCUUGCGAUGUACGGCAGACAGACAGAUGACAAGGGUCAUAACUCUGAAUCAUCUGUAACAGGUACCUGCCCCCUAGACUGAGAUUCGUACGUCAUUCUUUUUUUGUGGCACGUUUUAUUUACAAACAGAACGUAAUACAUUUUAUACCGGACUGGGAAGACGUUUUAGUUUCUUUUUACGGCGUAAUGUCAAUAAAUCUGGAUGAAUGUUACAAAGGAUGCACCUACAGAGUGGCAACGCAGCUUGAGUUCAGAGCUGUAUUAAUUAACUCAAAAAGAAAUGCAGGGAGGCCUACCGGGGGUACAAUAAUCAUAGCCUAUAUAUAUAUUUACCAUGUGUUUCUUACAAAUGAAACGACUAAACAGGAGGAAUAUUUUAAAUGAUUAAACUCAGUAUUUGCUUUAAAAUUAUUUUACAGUGUGAUAAUUUUGCUUACUGGAAUGCUGUAUGUAAGUCGGUUAUUCACUGUCACGUUUUGAAUUCCAGUGGGCCCGAAGUCCCAUUGAAUAUGCUCCUGCUUACCACAUUUAGUUAGUUAUAUUGUUUUGAUGUUUUUUUGUGAGUAAAAGUCAUAGGCCGUAUGCCAAUUUUGGCAGAAUUAUGAUUACUGAAAAUAUUCUCCGUCCACGCCAUAUUAUUAUUAUUAUUAUUAUUAUUAUUAUUAUUAUUAUUAUUAUUAUUAUUUCAGAAAGAUCUAGUGCCUUGGAAGCAGAUUAAAAAGUUGUUAAAAAUCGCCUCAUCAAGUUCAAAGACGGUAAGCGAGCAUUACGUUACUUAAUUUGGAUGUAUUUGUGUCCUUCAACUGUAAAUCCGCUCUGUUUUAAUGCGUUAUCAAAAUAACAGUUUUAAACGCGUGCCAGGGUAAGGCUUUGUAGCAUUACGUCGUUUCAUGUUGAAGUGCUGCCUGUUUAAAACAGGAAGCUCCGACUUAGACUGCAUCGAAUUAUUGACGGUCAGUUUUUUGAUCGUAGUCCCGAAUCCCCUUCGCCAUAAAAAGUACACACCAUGGUCAAGAAAUAUCUUCAUUACAUUAAAAAAAGAAAAAAAAUCUUCUGUAUUUUCCAGGCCUCAGAACCCACUAGAAGCAGCAGUGGUUGUAUCCGUGAUCCUCUCCUUAUAAGCGUUCUGUUGUUUUUUUUUUUUUUAAUUUUUAAAAUAUAUAUAUAUAUAUAUAUAUAUUAGUUUAUUUCGAACAGUUGUAAGGAAUGUAAAAUAUUACUACUAAGUCUCUGUAUACGUACCUUGUAAGCAUGUGCUGUGUAAAACUGCUAAUGUAAUAUUGUAUGAAAUUGUGGUCCGUGAGCUUUUCUUUUUGUAAGUUCCGUGAGGAUUUGAUGUUUAAAAUGUUUUGUAUAUACAGUAAAGAAAAUGUACAUACUGGUGACCCAAAUUGUACAAGAAAGUAUAUAUUUUGGCUAAUAAAUGAACCGUUGGAACUUUA